Dreissena polymorpha is the source of this 7792-nucleotide messenger RNA. RefSeq names its product EF-hand domain-containing protein D2-like. Bases 165 to 770 code for a protein of 201 amino acids. The transcript has 4 exons. Lineage: Eukaryota; Metazoa; Mollusca; Bivalvia; Myida; Dreissenidae. The record is from RefSeq and is a predicted model, not a curated record. Gene Ontology annotation, molecular function: calcium ion binding.
GACUUCCGUUUUGUGGUCACGUGACAGGUGAUUCCCUCUAAACCAGGAAACAUAAGGAAGCUGAUAUUGUAAGACGUGUAAUCCUGAACACUUGAGUGCACAGUGGAAGUUGGCAGUCGUAUUAACGAUAGUUUUUUACAAAGUUAGCAAAUCAGCAUUUUAACAUGGCGACAGACGAGCUAGCAAGUAAGCUGACGAGGAGAUGCAACAUCAAUGAAGGUGUUGAACAGGAAGCUGUGGCCCAUCAGAGCACAGUGUUUAACCCUUACACGGAGUUUAAAGAGUUUUCCAUGAAGCAGAUUAAAGACUUCAAGAAAACGUUUGAGAAGUAUGACACAGGGAAGGACAAAUUCAUUGACUUUGAGGAGUUGAAGCACAUGAUGGAGAAACUGGGGGCGCCCCAGACCCACCUGUCCCUCAAGGCCAUGAUCAAAGAGGUCGACGAGGACUUUGACGGGAAAAUCAGCUUCAGAGAGUUCCUGUUGAUCUUCCGUAAAGCUGCUGCUGGGGAGCUUGCUGAGGACAGUGGACUGGCCGACCUGUACCGCAAUGUCAGCGAGAUAGACGUCGACAAGGAGGGGGUCAAGGGCGCCAAGAACUUCUUCACAGCUAAGAUUGAACAACAAACUGAAUCCACAAAGUUUGAAAGGGAAAUCAGAGAAGAGCAAGAGCAAAAAAAGAAAGAACAAGAAGAAAAGAAAGCGAGGAAAGCAGAAUUCAAAAACAAGGCAAAUUUCUUCGUAGAGCAAAUUGAUGCUCAAAAGUCAUAGCAGAAUACAACCUUUAAUAAGCAUGGUUGCUUUGUAAGUAAGGGAAGUAACUUUUGUUUGGGUAUAUUUAAUGAUGUCAGGGAAAAUAAUUUAAUUUAAAUUUUCCUGAGCAACAGCAUACGGCGAUGACAAAUUACACAAUGGCUGUCAUAAAAAAUCUUAUCAUGCAACAAGCUCCCCUGCUUGCAUCAUACAAGAAUUUGUAUUGAUAUUAAGUUAUUGACCAACAUGUACGAUAACUGCAAUUAUUUUUUAUUAUUUUCACAAAAAAAGUCCUCACCAACUUUUAAAAUCUUAAAACUUACUUUACUCCAAAUAAGGAUCAAAUUAAACUAUUUGAUAUCUGACUUUUGUUGUUUUGAAUUUUUAUCAAGUAGUUGAUAACAAAACGUUGAAUUAAAGACAUGAUUAUUUCAAUUUAUCUAAUAUAGAGCCAUGUUCAUUGUUGUUGUUUAUCUUCAAAUUCUGUUUUAAAACAUCACAUGUUUUGAUGAUGAAGUUUUGUAACAAGCAUUUUACUUCACUUUUUUUAUUUUCACUGUGUGAUUAUCAUGUUUAUGAACUACCUGUACACUUUAAUGUCCUGCUAAUUUACCAUUUAAAGAUCAUAUUCACCUGUUUGUACAAGAAGCAAAAUGUCAAAACCAUGAAUAAUCUUGUAUUGUUAUCUGUAAGUUGCAUCUCAAGUUACUGCCUUCUUCCUCAUUUGCCAAUCUCUUCUGGUAAUGUUUCUUGUAAAUUGACUUCACGCUUUUGUCAAAGGAUUCAUGUUGCAGGGCUUAUUAUCUGUCUGUAAAAAUGGUAGUUUUUUCACAAUGUUGGGAAAUUCACGACUCAAAUUUUAAGAAUUUCAAGAAGUUUGAGUCUCAAAUUUUCACAAUUUCAAUUGAAAUUGAAUAUCUACUUUAUUGUUGAAAGAUUGUUGAUUUAAUGUGAUUUGAAAACAUUUUAACAAUAAAGUAUGCUUAGUGUUUAUAUAAAAGUUAAGCACUGUUGAAAACUGGUUUAACAAAAGAAGAGGAAAAAACUAACUUCCUGUAGACUACAUUAGAGAGUAAAAGCUAACUUCCUGUGGUAUAAGUUACAAAUAUAUGUAGAGUGAAUUGUGAUGUAUAUUAAAACAAACAGGAAACAGUAUGCUAAACAUAUGAUCUUUCUAAAUUAUAUUGAAAUCAAAAUUGUUAUCUACAUUCAUUUUUCAUUGUUGAAUACUUGUUUUGUUUGAGUUUUAAUAUAAAGCUUAAUCAGUUUGUAUGUAGUUUAAAACUUGGUGCAUAUUGUAGCCAUGACACUCUGUGGGUUUUGCUCAAACACUUAGUGACAUUAUGGCUUACAAUAAGAUUAAGUUUAACGACAGUGCUUUUUUGCAGUGAUGUGAUUUUUGUUUGUUUGACAGAUUGGUUCAAGAGUCUAGUGAUGGUAUCUCAUGUCUGUGAAUUACUGGUACAUGUGUAUAUUAAUAUACGAGCCCCAGCUCAGAUAUCACAGUAUUUGCCUUUAUUGUGUUCUGCCACAAGUCCAGUCUUCCUAAAACUUAGUUGAUGCAAUAAUUAUACAAAACCCUUGUAUUGUUGUUGAUUGUUUUAUUCAAGUUUAAUUGAACCAGUAUUUGCAUUAUGUUUUGCUUUGGAUAUUGAAAACAGUGUACAUAUAAAGUAAAGAAGACAGUAUAAGAAAUUUAUAUCGACAAGUAGUUUAUUACUGAAGAGCCAUAAAGUGUGAUGUAAACAUGCUGUUUGUUUUCUCAAGUGGUUUAAUGUCCUGAAUAAUUUAAGCAAUUGUGCAUUAUUCAUGCAAGAUGUAUGCAAUUUAUAGAACUGGUGUUUACAUGUCGAUUCAAUUCACAUUUCUUAAUUGCAGCUGUGUAAAAGAUUUUCAAUGACAUUCAUUUUGAUUGUCAUUUUUUCACAUUUAGUUUUACAUAUCAGGACGUUAUUGAAUUUAAUAUUGAAUGAGCUCUUUGCAAUUAUUGGUAUAAAUUGAACAAAAUUCCCAUGUUUUGGCAGUUCUUUGUUUAUCAAUUUAGAUACGACUGCUCUACUGUCUUGUUAAAGUUACUAAAAAGGAAUCUCAACUAAUUUCUAUAAAUUGAUAAUUGAUAACACAGCUUUUUAUAUUUGGUCUGCCUUACAGAAUGUACUCAUUUACAGUUUGUUCAUGUUUUUUUGUUUAUAUUGGAUAAACAUUUGUACUAAAUCUUCCUUCGUUAUUGUUUAAGUAGGCUUUAAAAAGUAAGUUCCAGCGAGUCAAGAUGUUGUUAAGUGUAAUUAAACUAGCUGUCAAAAUAGUUAGAAAUUGUCGUAUUAAGUUUGCGAAUUUUAUUUAUAGCAUAUGCUUUCAAGUGUUUACUGAUAUUAAUGCUAGUCAGUCGUGGGAAAAUUACUGAUAGAAGCUUUCAAGAUGCAAUAUGUGUGUUGUUUUUUGUUGUUCAUGUAUUAAAGUUAAUAUAUUUUAUGCCCCCCUUCGAAGAAGAGGGGGUAUAUUGCUUUGCUCAUGUCGGUCGGUCUGUCGGUCCGUCCACCAGGUGGUUGUCAGAUGAUAACUCAAGAACGCUUGGGCCUAGGAUCAUGAAACUUCAUAGGUACAUUGAUCAUGACUCGCAGAUGACCCCUGUUGAUUUUGAGGUCACUAGGCAAAGGUCAAGGUCACGGUGACCCGAAAUAGUAAAAAAAUGGUUUUUGAAUGAUAACUCAAGAACGCAUACGCCUGGGAUCAUGAAACUUCAUGGGUAGGUUGAUCAUGACUCGCAGAUGACCCCUAUUGAUUUUGAUGUCACUAGAUCAAAGGUCAAGGUCACGGUGACCCGAAAUAGUAAAAUGGUUUCCGGAUAACUCAAGAAUGCAUACGCCUAGGAUCAUGAAACUUCAUGGGUAGAUUGAUAAUGACUCGCAGAUGACCCCUAUUGAUUUUGAGGUCACUAGGUCAAAGGUCAAGGUCACGGUGACCCGAAAUAGUAAAAUGGUUUUCGGAUGAUAACUCAAGAACGCAUAUGCCUAAGAUCAUGAAACUUCACAGGUAGAUUGAUCAUGACUCGCAGAUGACCCCUAUUGAUUUUGAGGUCACAAGGUCAAAGGUCAAGGUCACGGUGACCCGAAAAAGUAAAAUGAUUUUCGGAUGAUAACUCAAGAACGCUUUUGCCUAGGAUCAUGACAAUUCAUAGGUACAUUGAUCGUGACUCACAGAUGAUUCCUAUUGAUUUUCAGGUCACUAGGUCAAAGGUCAAGGUCACAGUGACAAAAAAUGUAUUCACACAAUGGCUGCCACUACAACGGACAGCCCAUAUGGGGGGCAUGCAUGUUUUACAAACAGCCCUUGUUUUAAUGCAGUUAGCAAUAUUUAUUGAGGAAUUUUUUCUUGUUUGAAUAAUACAUCUGUUACAUGUUAUUUUACCUGAUUUGCUGUUCAUUUUUCAUUCAUAUAUUGUCUACUGAAUGUAAUAACUAGGGUAACUGACAUUUUGUGAAUUGUUCAGGAAUGCAUAUUUUCAGACAUUUUCCAAAAUACAGUAAGAGCACUUUCGUUAUUUUUUGCGCUCAAAAUAUUUCAGUGUUGAAAUUAUGUUAACUGCUCCUUUCUUAAUUUUUUUAUUGUUUUAAAAAAGACGUAUCAAUUUGGAGUUUUGUUUCGUUUUUCAAGUGUUAUUAUAAUACUAAUCAGGAAAUUUGAAUACGGAAAAAUGUUUAUUAUUUUGAUAAAGCAUUUUUUUGCUUCUCCUGAAAAUUUUACAAAAUGUCAGUUUUGCUACUUUUUACAUUCAGAAAAUGGCAUGUGUUUGUUAAGUCAAUUUUGAAAAUUUGAUAAAAACAUUAUUUUAACCGAAAAGGUUGACUCAAUAUUUUAACAGUUGAUGUAUGUCACGUAAAUAAACACAAAAAUGGCAAAAAGUACAAAUGUAUAAAAAUGUCAGUUACAUGACUUAUAACAUUCAGUAGGUGAUAUGUUUUCUGAAAUAAUACUGAUGUUAAAUAAGUAAACACUUUGAAGUGUUGUUUACUUAUUUGCCUUUGAAUAAUUGCCAAAAUGAUUAGGGCUUUUUUUAUUGAAAAAUAACACAUAACACAAUUUAAUAAAUAAAUAUUGUGUUUAUUUCAUGCACAUGUGUAUGUAUCCACGUUAUUCUUAUUCUGGCUUGUGUCAUUUGGAGUUUAUAUUUCUGUUUCUCUACCAUGUUGAAUAAUAAAUAUCUUUAAUUGUUAUCUUUGUGUUUCUAGAGAUCUGUUAAUUUUUAUUUUACAUACGAUUAGUAAGUUUUUUGUAUGAUUUUACUUUUUUUUAUUUUCUCACAUUUACUUUUUCUGUUAAGAUUGACAUUUGCACUUCUUGUUAUUACUUUCAAAUUGUAGAAAAGCAUGUUUUUUUACACCAUUUACUUUCCUUUAUGAUAUUUAUGUUUUUGAACUGAUAUUAUUUCUAUUUAAUGUAUAUUAAUCUUUUUUUCUCAAGCGUAUCUUUUAUCUUAUCAGAAGUAAGUCCUUUUUAUCUUUAUUCUUUUUAUUCAGUUUGGUGUAACUAUUAUACAAAACCUUGUUAUGGUAAUAUCUUGUUCACCAUUAAACAGAACAAACAUAUAUCCAUACAAAGUUAUAUUUUAGUUACCCAUACAUAGUUACCCAUACAUAGUUACAAGUGUACCUAUACAUAGUUACAUUUAAGUUACCUAUACUUAGUUACAGUUUAGUUACCUAUACUUAGUUACAUUUUAGUUACCGAUACAAAGUGAAAUUUUAGUUACAUAAACAUAGUUACAUUUUUUGGUUCGAAAUUGAAUAUCAUUGUGAAAUAUUACAUUUAUUAUUUGUAACAGCAGCAACAACUGUUUAAAAACUUUAAUCUUGGGCUAACAUCUUAUAAGUAAGUGUUUAAUAAGGAAAUACACUUCCAUAUCUUGGUGUUGUUAUGACUUCAACCAUUAAAUUAUAAGCCUGGGUUGUAAACUCAUGAAUGCAUCAGAUCUGUUUAUUAUGCCCCACCUUCGAAUAAGAGGGGGUAUAUUGCUUUGCUCAUGUCAGUCUGUCGGUCCGUCCACUAGGUGGUUGUCAGACGAUAACUCAAGAGCGCUUAGGCCUAGGAUCAUGAAACUUCAUAGGUACAUUGAUCAUGACUCACAGAUGACCCGUAUUGAUUUUGAGGUCACUAGGUCAAAGGUCAAGGUCACUGUGACCCGAAAUAGUAAAAUGGUUUCCGGAAGAUAAUUCAAGAACGCUUAUGCCUAGGAUCAUGAAACUUCAUAGGUAGAUUGAUCAUGACUAGCAGAUGACCCUUAAAGAUUUUCAGGUCACGAGGUCAAAGGUCAAGGUCACAGUGACCCGAAAUAGUAAAAUGGUUUCCGGAUGAUAACUCAAGAACGCUUAUGCCUAGGAUCAUGAAACUUGAUAGGUACAUUGAUCAUGACUGGCAGAUGACCCCUAUUGAUUUUCAGGUCACUAGGUCAAAGGUCAAGGUCACAGUGACCCGAAGUAGUAAAAUGGUUUCCUGAUGAUAACUCAGGAAAGCUUAUGGCUAGGAUCAUGAAACUUCAUAGGUACAUUGAUCAUGACUCGCAGAUGACCCCUAUUGAUUUUCAGGUCACUAGGUCAAAGGUCAAGGUCACAGUGACAAAAAAACAUAUUUACAAAAUGGCUGUCACUACAACUUAGAGCCCAUAUGGGGGGCAUGCAUGUUUUACAAACAGCCCUUGUUUAUUUCCAGAUAGACAAUUAUUAGUCAUGGCUUUUUUGUAUUCUGAUUAAUGGCAACGAAACAUUCAGCAUUUGCCAGAGGAUAUAUAUUUGAUAGAAGACUUGUUUCGAGCUGUUUAACAAACUGACAAUUGAUAUUUUGCAGCUGACCUGUAAGAAUUAACAAUAUGAAUGUUUGCUUUUAGAAUAACAGAAUAUCUAUCUGAUCAGGAUGAGGGUAAUAUUGUAUAUUUCUGCUCAAUGUUGUUAUUGCCUUUCAUGUUGUAAUAUGUAUAUUCAGAAUCAAGUAUUUUGUUGAAUUCAUAUUGUUCAAUCACAGUUUUGUGUGUUUAUAAAAUCUUGUUGGUAGAUUGUCUUAGAUUGACUGGCAUAAAUCAAAAUCCAUGACCAAUCGGUUUAAUAUUGGCAUAAAAUCAUUUCUAAUAAACAUAAUAUGCUUUGAAAUGUAAAGAUGUAUACAUAUAUAAGAAUCUUAACUCCUUCGUGAUGGAACCGAAUUUUGAAGGCCCUUGCAAACAGUUUGGAUCCAGAUGAGAUCUGAAUGUGGUGUCUCAUCAGGAUCCAAACUGUUUGCUAUUCUGAUAAUAUUCUUUGAAAAAAUGGAAGAAAAUGCUAAUUUAAGAAAUUCAGAAAACAACAUUUUAGCAGACGACAAAUUUCCCAGCAUGCAAAGGGUUAAAUACAUAUCUGACAUCUAGUGCAUUAGCUCCAACUGCUAUAUUCAAAUUGUGUGAGUUUGUUUAUUCAUAAAAUUGUGUUCCUAAAAUUUGUACAGGUGUUAUAAGAUGUGUGAAAAAAAAUAUUGGCCAGUGUACACUAAGUCAUAUGUGAUAAAUUUAAAAAGGUUUUAAUAGAAGCAUUGCUAAUGUGUACUUAAUAAAUAAGGCAACUAUAAUCAGGAUAAACCUUUUUUAAAGUAAUUAAUUCCACUACACAAGUUGUUCAUCCCCUGAGAAAAUCUGAAUGUGUCUUCAAUACCAGAAUUUAGCGAAUAAUGUAUAUGUGUAUAUUAAUAAUUAUUUUAAAAAGUAUACACAAUAAAUGGUUAAAAGUAAUAUAUUCAUAUAUUUUUGACAGUAUGGGAUAUAAAUAAAAUGUAUAAGCCUCAAUUCAGUUUGAUAUUUUUUAUAAGAAGCAAAAAAUUGUCAUAAUUUUUCAUAUAAAAAUAAUUAAUUUAUGAUAAAAGGUAUUACAAGUGACAAGACAUGUACAUUAGUGGAAGAAAAAACUGUGUUAAUAAAAUGCAAGUAUACUUAUUAAAAAUUUGUAUAUCUCAUGUUGUCUUGUUGAUCUGUGAGCUUUGUUUGUUUUGGAUCUUUAUAUAAAAUAAAUAACAUAAACAAA